GUGGUCACAUUAGUCACAGUCUUUCUCUCUUUCAAACCUUUGUUAAGAGUUAAGACUACUUAAAAAAGCUCACUUUUCAAGAAUCAGUGUGACUGAUGUGUUUAAAAUGGGGCCAUGACGACGAGUACAUAUACAGCAUACAAAACAACAGAUAUGUACAUGGCGAGUCGGUGAGAGAUGGUGGAUGAUGGAUGGAGAGCAGGGAGAAGACUGGAGAGUGUAGCACUCGGGUACAUUGUGUGCGUUUCCCAAAGCCAGAGGGCCAAAGCCAAAGCCAAAGCCACCAUCUGUUCGAUAUUUACUAGUGGGGUCUGUCUAUUUUAGAAGGCGAUGAAGCCAAAGGACGGUUCUUUUAUGCUCUCUGCGUCGUCUUCUUCUGCCCUAGCUGUUGAACGUGGCCGAACCAUCUGCAAUUGUGGGAAAACCCUAACCCUAGUCAUAAACCCUUUGCUGCUUUCGCUUGAAGACUGGAACCGUCAUUUCCAAGGUGUUUGUGUUGCAUUUGCAGGUUUUAUAGUGACAAUAGGAUGGCGUGAACUGAGAGUUUUCUUAUGUUGAUGCAUUGUGGUCUUUUCCCUUCCCCAUGUUUAUUUGCAAGGUUGUAGACAAAGGCUUCUAAAUUUAAUGAAGGGAGAACUGGAUUUUACUCCACAACGAGAAAUUAUUUGCUUGUUGGGGCUAUUUGAAUUAAUUAUUUAUUUUGAGAAAUGUUGAGAACAAUGUAGCUGUGGAAAGGAGUUGGCAAAGAUGUUAUUCAGCAAAGAAAUUGAGUGUUUGUAUGACGAUGACUUUGAAGGUUCAAUUGAUGAGCACCGAAUUUUUAGGGAGGUCUUCUAUGGAAAUGAAUCAGGAAGUGCUGCUAAGAGAUGUCUUGUUACUGGGCUUAUCAAUUUUGAACCAGAGAACAGUUACUGCCCAAAUACAUUGCUAUGCACAAAUAGUGAAAAUUCGGUUCUAACCAGUCAGUCCUCUACAAAAGAUAUAUUUGUGGAAGUUUCUGGUUCUGUAAAUGAUGAUUUUGAGUGUAUGAAGGGGAACCUGGAUGGAACUAGCAAAGGACUUUCGAAGUCUGGCUGCCUUCUUGAGAGCUCUACUUCUUUGAAUGACGCUGCAGUGAAAGCUAAGAGGAUGCAAUGGUCAGUUGAUCAAAUUUCUGAUGUCAAGGAUAAAAUUACAACUCAAUGUUCUGAUGUGGGAAGGGAUUUGAUUCAAUUGGAUCCAAGGAAAGAAAUUCUUUCUGUUGCUUCUCAUCCAGAAUCAUGCCACAUCAAUCAAACAACAAUAUGCCAUUUAGUUGAAUCUUCCAGUGAGGGUAUUAUCUCAAGUUGUUAUUUUCUUAAGCAACAUGGAGAGAUGGGCAGUGAAGUUCAUGCAGAUGAUGGUGACGCUUUUAAUUAUAGAGCAUCAGAAAACAAGUGUAAAGUGUCAAGAUUUCUUGGAAUUGCUGGAAAGAAAGUCCUUGAAAGUAAAGCAAUUAGUCAACCUCUUCCUAACGAAAGCUUUGCACCUGAGCUUUUGGUUGCUGAUUCAUGCAUCACUGUUGAAGACAAGUCUGGAGCCCUUCUGGGUUCCAAUGAAAGAUCAGAAGAAUCCAUUAUUUUAAACUCUGACAUGGUUAAUGUGUGGCAGAGGAGCAAUUCUGCAAGGGAUCCCCGUCCCAAUCUCCGUGCUCAUAUUGAUCGUUUAUUUAAGGCUUCUGGCUGGAGCCUUGAAAAGAGGAAAAUGAUUAGCAGGUCUUAUUGGGCUUCAGUCUAUAUAUCACCCAAGGGAAAAGUUAUUCGAGCAUUCCAUAUAGCUUGGAAGUCCUGUGGUGAAAGUUUGUUUGCUGAUGGAUGUGGUUUAAUGCAGGAACAUUAUGGGAAGCAGUGGACUAAUAUCAACCAAUUUUGGACUGACUUAUGUAAUACAUUAAAAAAUAUUGUAAAAGAGAUGCAUCUGAUGGAUAGUACUGCUGUGCUGGCUCGGCAUUGGAAUCUUCUAGAUCCAUUUGUGACUGUUGUGUAUAUCGACAAAAAGAUUGGUGUACUAAGAGGAGGAAAGGAAGUUAAAGCAGACAGGAACUCAUUGUUGAUUGAUUUAGACAAGAAGCCAGAUGUUGCUUUUGCAAUGGAAAAUGUGGAUGGAGUUAGGGAGCAGAUUGCUGGGGAUUUGAUGUUAGCUCAUGAACUAGGCACACGGGUGGAUAUUCAUUCUCAUAAUUCUUUCCCUGUCACUACUAGAACUGUAGAUAUAGUGGUUGAGGAGGUUAAGGAACAUAUUCUCAAGGAACAAUAUAGCAAGGGGGAUUUCUUGGCCCUUGGUCAGUGGCGACAUGGAGGGGAAGGAAACACAUUGAAAGGUAUGCCAAUUUAUGUAACUACGGAAAAGGGUAGGUUCCCUGGAGCAAAUACCAGAAGUAAGAUUAGAGAUCAGCUUGCAGGAACCUUAAAUGAUCAAAUGAGCAGCUGGAAUUUGAGUUCCGUACCGGUUCUCUUUUCAGACAUCACAGGUGUCCGACCAGAUGGCAUGCUGAAUAAUGCUCCAACUACUUCAGGAACUGUAAAUAUGAUGGAUGGACAAGCUGGAGAUCUCCAGAACUCUGGUGAAAGAAGUUCUGGAAGGAGGCGCGGAAGGAAAAAGAAAGCUAUUAAAGAUGCAUUGGUUGAUUUGUGCAAGGAAAAUGCUGUUAUUUGUAAAAGAAAAGAUAUUGAUAGGAUGGAAAAUCAGUUAGAGAGAUCUGCUCUGGAUCAGUUGGGCUGCAGAAAUGAGAUUCCAAUAACAGCUUGUAAUUCAAAUGGCACAUUGGCACAGGUGGAUACUUGCUUGUCUUCUACUAUUUUAGUUUCUAAAUGUGUGGCUGAGGGGAUUGUAUGCAAUUGUAGUCAGAAGGGUGGUGGUGACAGUAGUUGCUCAGUGCUUAUUCAACAAAAUUGUGAAGAUGAGGAUCUUGUACUCAACCAUAGCUCCAAAGGGUUUAGCAGGAAACUUUGCUGUGAUGGAGAGGUAGGCAAAGGAAACCUAAAGAACAAGGCAAGGGUCAUAGAAAGUGAAUCUGAGGUUAAAGUAAAUAAUGUGUCUUUGAACUCAUCAGUUGAUCUGCGUAAAAAUUCAAGCACAUUUUUAAGUGGUGUGAACCUAGCGACAGGAGGGUCAAUUCAUUCUAUACCAGAAGGGUCCAAUGCAAAUAAUUCAUUGGUGCAACAUACUGUGAUAGAUCAAGCAGAUGAAAGUAUGCCCUUUGCUUUGGAUGUGGAAGUCAAUGGGAUAGAUGUGCUGAAGAAUUCAGUGAUGGAAAGAACACAAGAGGGUAUGUUGUCUUCUAGACAUAAUGGAGACUUUGUAACAGGUCUUGAACUAUGCAAGCAAUCUGCAGUUGAACAGCAGAAGAUGCUUCUUUAUCCUCAAGAAAAGAUAUGCCAUGGAAUGAUAGAGAACCCAAAGGAGGAUCUUUCUCAGAGAGGCAUGCCUGAAAUCAUCCGAGAAGUUACAAUGCGACGUGAAACACGGUCUUCUUCUCGAAAGAGAAGUGUCUGCAGGGAAGGUUUAUCAUCUGAUAUGGACAUUAAGAAAGAUAGUUUUGAUUUUUCACUUGGCCAAGGAGAACUAGUUUCGUCAUUCAAAAAAGAGAAGAGUCACAGGGCUGCUGAAUCAUCAACACCCGAGAAUGAUCAUGAAUCUGUGGCUACAGAAAUCAGAUCAACAAAGAUGACAUAUAAGAUGUCUAAGAAUAUUUCUGAAAUUAAGACAACCAAAUUAAACAGAAAAUCAAAGAAGUUAUGUCUAUCAUCACUUCAGAAGGUUAGAACACGGAGUUACCAAAGAAAUAGGACUCAUAUGCAUCUAAAAGAACACCAGAAGUGUUGCAAAGCUAAUGCAAGAAAUGAUAGUAGUCGCAGAAGAUCUUCCCCUGCCAGCAGUCUUCGGCAUCAAGGUGCAAAAGGAUCCAAGUUUAAGAGGUUUCAUCACCAGUGCAAUGGAUCAGAUGAAUUGCAUGUGGUCACCCCAAGUAGGAAGCGUAGAAGGAAACUUCACUUCGAGAAUGGCAUUGAUGAAAUCCCUUUGCAGGUGAACAGUAUUUCUCUUGCUUCCCAGAAUUGCAAGAAAAUUGGCAGGUCAAGAAAAUCUGUAGUCCACAGUGAAAAUGGACCAAAGAGAUUGCAUAGAUGUCAGAUUGAGGAUGAUGACCUUCUGAUUGCUGCUAUUAUUAAAAACCAGGAUUUCAGCCCCUCCACCAAGGGAUCUACUGUGAAGAUGGUCUGGAACUCAAAAUCUUCAAAAUCUGUUAGAAAGCUUAAAAGUCAAAGGGGAAGUUGCAAGUUGCUUCCACGAAGUCCUGGUAAGGGUGGAAAGCACUACAAGGAUGGUAAGUGGUCGUCCUCAGGGCCAAGGUCAGUGCUGUCAUGGUUACUUGAUUCUGGUGUAGUGUUUGUGAAUGAUGUGAUCCAGUAUCGGAGCCCAAAAGAUAAUUUAGUGGUUAAAGAUGGCUGGAUUUCAAGGGAUGGUAUACUCUGCAAGUGUUGCCGUAAGGUAUUUUCUGUGUCUGAGUUCAAGGUUCAUGCAGGUUUCAAGCUGUAUAGACCUUGCAUGAAUCUUUUUAUGGAGUCUGGAAAGUCAUUCACCCUAUGCCAGCUUGAGGCUUGGUCUUCUGAAUACAAGUCCAGGAAAGGUGGCAGGCAAGCAAUGCAAGUUGAUGAGAUGGAUCAAAACGAUGAUACAUGUGGACGUUGUGGAGAUGGUGGGGAGUUGAUAUGUUGUGAUAACUGCCCAUCAACUUUUCAUCAUUCAUGCUUGUCUGCACAGGAGCUCCCUGAAGGCAGUUGGUAUUGCCCGAACUGCACAUGUUGGAUUUGUGGUUAUGUGGUCAAUGCGCAAGAGGCUUCUGAUUCCUUCCUCGUGCUAAAAUGUUCACAAUGCGAGCACAAAUAUCAUGAAGCAUGUAUACAUGAAAAGGGUAUGCAUAAGGGAAUGGUUUUUGAAACAUGGUUUUGUGGAGGGGAUUGUCAAGAGGUUUAUUCUGGUCUUCGUUCCCGUGUUGGUGCGCCAAACCGUAUUGAGGAUGGCUUUUCUUGGACUCUUCUGCGAUGUAUUCAUGGUGAUCCAAAAGUCCUUUCUGCACAAAAGUUUGCACUGAUGGCUGAAUGCAACUCAAAGUUAGCUGUGGCUCUUACUAUUAUGGAGGAAUGCUUUCUUUCGAUGGUGGAUCCAAGAACUGGCAUAGACAUGAUCCCUCAUGUAUUAUACAAUUGGGGAUCAAAUUUUGCGCGUUUGAAUUAUGAAGGAUUUUAUGCUGUGGUGUUAGAGAAGGAUGAUGAGCUCAUAUCUGUAGCAUCAAUCAGGGUCCAUGGAGUAACAGUUGCAGAGAUGCCUCUUAUUGCAACUUCAAGUGAACGUCGCCGACAGGGAAUGUGUCGACGCCUUAUAAGUGCUAUUGAAGAGAUGCUGAAGUCAUUCAAGGUUGAGAAACUGGUUGUAGCUGCAAUUCCAAAUUUAUUGGAUACUUGGACAUUGGGUUUCGGAUUUAAACCAAUGGAGGAUAAAGAGAAAGAACAGUUGAACAACAUCAACUUGAUGAUGUUUCCUGGGACAACAUUGCUACAAAAGAGAUUGUAUGAGAAAGAAGUUACAGAGAGCAGAUGUGCAGGUAUGCCUUUUGCUCUUGCCUGUAAAGAGUAAAGACUGUU
Messenger RNA from Nelumbo nucifera (sacred lotus), 5660 nucleotides. RefSeq lists its product as uncharacterized. The record is from RefSeq and is a predicted model, not a curated record. NCBI's taxonomy places the organism in Eukaryota, Viridiplantae, Streptophyta, Magnoliopsida, Proteales, Nelumbonaceae. Gene Ontology annotation, molecular function: acyltransferase activity, transferring groups other than amino-acyl groups.